AUGGCACCUCCAGAGGAUACUGAGAAGUCACCCACAAGAUCUAAAUAUGUUAGUUUAGAAAAUGGUGAUAUACAGGAUAAUGAUAGUGAAACAGUUAUAGAAGGCCAACAUUAUUAUACUUUACCUACCUUACGAUUUAUUAAUAUUGUUAAAAUUAUUAUAUUUAUUGAUGGUAUAUUAUCUAUUGUAUUAUGGCUUACAGGUGGACACACAAAAUAUUUUGUAGACAACAUAGUUCAUUUUCAUCUAACUGAGUCAGUGUUUGAUUUAGCUUUAAUAUGUAGUAUCAAAUCAGUUCUAUAUAUGAUUUUAUAUACAUGGCUGGAAGAACUAACCUUAAAAUUCACCAACUGUCCUUUUGAUCAAGACUUGAAGACUAAGACAAGAUAUGCUCACUUUGGAAUUGUGUUUAUUGCCAUUGCAGUACUUACAUACACAACGACUAAAGGUGGAUUAGUGUUAAAUGCGUAUUUAAAUAAAAAAGACUAUAGGAUAAUGCAUCCCACAUAUAAUGCCUUAGUAAUUAGUGCGUUUGUGUUCAGCUUCAUUCAAAUUAUCUGUGCCUUAUACAGUUUCGUUGCCAUGAGAAAAUUAAAAGUUUUACGCAUAUUACAUCGGUUGAAUGAUGAUGGAGAGGAAGUUGAUGCAGACGGCAAACCUAUCAAGAAAAAAGCUAAUAUUUUAAGAUUGAUCAAAUUAGCUAAACCUGAAGCGGGAAUCAUCAGUUUAGCAUUUUUCGCUAUGUUGGGUUCAAGUGGUGUACAAAUUGUAGCUCCUCUGUUCUUUGGUAAAGUUGUAGAUGCAGCUCAAAGGAAUAUGGAUGAGUUAAAUAAUACAGUGUUAAUCUUAUUAUUUAUAUAUAUGGGCGGUGCAUUAUGUUCUAGUGCCAGAAGUUGGAUAUUUACUCUCGCUGGCCAACGUGUGGUUGCUAGGUUACGUAAAGAUCUAUUUAAGUCAGUUAUAAAACAGGAAGUGGCAUUUUUUGAUACAAACAGAACUGGUGAAAUAUGUAAUAGAUUAUCUUCUGAUACACAAGUUUUACAAAAUGCAGUAACAGUUAAUAUGUCCAUGUUGUUUCGGUAUUUACUACAAAUAAUCGGAUCACUGGUAUUAAUGUUUGUAUUAAAUCCAUCAUUAACUGGUGUACUAAUAGCAGUAGUACCUAUUGUGUCCUUAGGUGCUGUACAAUAUGGUAGAUAUUUAAAGAAAGUAAGAAAAGAGUUUCAGGAUAGAUUAGCAGACGCAGGAACUACAGCAGAAGAAUCUAUUUCUAGUAUAAGAACUGUGCGAUCAUUCUCAGGAGAAACUAAAGCUAUUAAAGCCUAUGGUUCUGAUGUUGAUAAAAGUUAUAAAGAAGGCUCCAAGCUAGCUGCUGCUCAAGGGUUAUUUGAUGGUACUAUUGGACUACUAUCCUAUGGUGCUGUAUUGUUAGUAUUAUGGUAUGGUGGUAAAUUAGUCUAUGAAAAUACUCAAGAUUCUAAUACUGGUAUUUCACCAGGUGUCCUAACAUCCUUUCUUCUGUAUACAUUACAAGUGGCUUUAGCUUUUGCUCUUCUGUCUUCAUUAUAUGGUGAUUUUAUGCAGGCUUUAGGUGCAUCUUUACGUAUAUUUGAGUUAUUUGAUCGUAAACCUUUAGUUAGCUCUGAAAAUGGUGAUAUUUUACCUAUGUUUGAUGGCCAUGUGGAAUUUAAAAAUGUCCACUUCACAUACCCUUCAAGACCAGAAACACCUGUAAUCAAGGGUAUUAAUUUAACUGUUAGUCCUGGACAAGUUGUAGCUCUAGUUGGACCGUCUGGUGGUGGCAAGUCUACUAUUGUUAGUUUAAUAGAAAGAUUUUAUGAUCCUGAUAGUGGUUCUAUUUCUCUAGGUGGUCAAGAUUUAACUAGUUUAGAUCCUCAAUGGUUUAGACAGAAGAUUGCUAUGGUUAGUCAAGAACCCACAUUAUUUGCCUGUUCUAUCAAAGAAAAUAUAGCUUAUGGUAGAAAUGCUACAGAUGCUGAGAUUGUAGAAGCAGCUAAACAGGCUAAUGCUCAUGAGUUUAUACAAACAUUUGAGAGUGGUUAUGACACAUUAGUUGGUGAGAGAGGUGUUAGGCUAUCUGGUGGACAGAAACAACGUAUAGCUAUCUCUAGAGCUUUAAUUAUGGAUCCUGUUAUAUUAUUACUUGAUGAGGCUACUAGUGCAUUAGAUGCUGAAAGUGAACAUUUAGUACAAGAAGCUAUUGAUCGUGCUAUGAAAGGUCGUACUGUAAUAGUUAUAGCUCAUAGAUUAUCUACUGUUAGAAAUGCUAAUAAGGUCAUAGUUAUAGAUAAAGGUCUGAUAGCAGAACAGGGAAGUCAUGAUGAAUUAUUAGCUGUUAAUGGCGUCUAUAAACGAUUAGUUUUACGUCAACUAACAGCUGGUGGCAUGAUGGUUAAUAAUGGUAACGAUAAUAGUACUGAAGAAAAUAACGAUUCAGAACAAAAUACUAAUAAGGACCAUGAUCAAGAUACUAUUCAACAAUUAGACUAA
Lottia gigantea (owl limpet) is the source of this 2511-nucleotide messenger RNA. RefSeq lists its product as hypothetical. Gene Ontology annotation, biological process: transmembrane transport. The coding region runs from base 1 to 2511 and encodes 836 amino acids. The record is from RefSeq and is a predicted model, not a curated record. The transcript has 16 exons. Gene Ontology annotation, cellular component: membrane. NCBI's taxonomy places the organism in Eukaryota, Metazoa, Mollusca, Gastropoda, Lottiidae. Gene Ontology annotation, molecular function: ATP binding; ATP hydrolysis activity; ABC-type oligopeptide transporter activity.